This is a messenger RNA of Bipolaris maydis ATCC 48331, 1812 nucleotides long. Its product is annotated as Sodium/calcium exchanger protein-domain-containing protein. NCBI's taxonomy places the organism in Eukaryota, Fungi, Ascomycota, Dothideomycetes, Pleosporales, Pleosporaceae. Gene Ontology annotation, molecular function: calcium:proton antiporter activity. The record is from RefSeq and is a predicted model, not a curated record. Gene Ontology annotation, biological process: calcium ion transmembrane transport; intracellular calcium ion homeostasis. Gene Ontology annotation, cellular component: fungal-type vacuole membrane.
ACCCACUACUUCAACCCCAAUUGUACACACGUUUGCUUGUAUCUCUCGAGAGUCACUUUUUUUUUUGUUUUCUGUCGAAGUUCCUUUUUCACUUUUGGCAAAGCCGGCAAUUAUGCCUUCCAACCACCAUGGGCAUGAUAGCUCGCACAACGUGUCGCGCGUACUGUACGAUCACCACCGCGGCAACAAUGGCAGACAGUCUGAAUCAGUGCCUCUGCUAGGAGCCGUGCACGGCAUUAUCCCCGAGCACAUUCAUCCAGAUGGUGAGAGUGGACGCCGGGGCUUCCAUUUGUCUCAUUUCAUCAACGUCGCAUGGCGGUCUGGCAGCAAUGCUGCAAAGUACACCAACUUGCUUUGGCCCUUUGUCGUUGUGGCCAUUGUCUUGCACUUUGCGGCACCGGGCCUGCCGCUUGCCGUCUUUGCAACUAGCUAUAUUGCCAUGGUGCCUGCGGCCAAUCUUCUUGGUUUCGCGGGCCAGGAAUUUGCACGCAAGAUGCCAAAGGUGUCUGGUAUCCUGAUCGAGACGGCAUUUGGCUCCAUUGUUGAAAUCAUCCUGUUUGUCAUUCUUAUUGCGAAACACAACUCCGAGCAUGGAUCCUCAGAGCACGGAAACCUUAUUCCUGUUAUCCAGGCUGCCAUUCUGGGCUCCAUUCUUACCAACUUGCUGCUCUGCCUUGGACUCUGCUUCUUUGUCGGAGGUUUGAGACAAGCGAGCCAGAAGUUCCACGCUGCUAUUAGCGAAGUCGGCAGCGGCCUGUUGCUAGUCGCCGGUUUUGGUCUCCUCAUCCCCAGCGCCUACUACUCUGCGCUCAAGGGCUCAGCUGUGGAAAAAGCAUCAAAGCACCAUGAAUUUACCGAGAAGAUCCUGCAACACAAUGUUCUCAAGAUCAGUCAGGUGACUUCGAUCCUCCUCAUUAUCGCUUUCUUCAUCUUCAUCUUCUACAACGCCCGCUCGCAGCAUUCCAUUUUCGAUGAAGUCCUCGAAGCCGACGAGCACCGUGAUCUGGACCACCACGAAGAUGUUGCCAAGCCCAAGUUCACAAUGACAGAAUGUCUCGUCGCCAUUACCUUUUCCCUGGCCAUCGUUACGCUUCUCGCCGUCUUCCUCGUCGAGCGCAUCGAAGACGUUGUCGAGUCUGGUGUUCCCGACCAGUUCCUUGGCCUCAUUUUGCUUCCUCUAGUUGAAAAGGCAGCAGAGCAUCUUACUGCUAUCGACGAAGCAUGGGAUGGUCAGAUUAACUUCGCUCUCUUCCACUGCAUCGGCCCCUCGAUCCAAACGGCUCUCUUCAAUGCCCCGUUUGUUGUCAUUGUAGGCUGGUUCAUGGGCAAGGAAAUGGAUCUCAACUUUGAGAUCUUCAUGAUUGUCCUGCUCGUCUUGUCCAUUGUCGUGGUUGGAAACUUCCUCCGCGACGGUGAGUCGAAUUACCUCGAGGGCGCCAUGUUGAUUAUUGUAUACGUCAUUGUGGCGGUGGCAGCAUGGUACUACCCCAACCCUGAUGUUGCUACUUCGAAUGGGGUGCACUAUUAGCCAUGACCAUGGUUUGCUCACCCACGUCUUGGAUGAAAAUUGUCGGGAAUACGUCCCUCUGCUACGAUCAAACGCUCAAUGGAAACGCCUUGUGAAAAGGCUGGGGAUUUAAGGUGUUACAAGGUGAAAAACGGCUGACCUUAACUGAAUGACGAAAUAAACUACGUUUGUUGCAUUUGGAACAACCAAUCACGAUGCAAAACACGAUUUGGAACAAUAUGUUGUGAUUGAUUUCAUUUCAUGAUUACGUACACAGCCUAAGCUAGCCCUGGUGAAAUAUACUC